Messenger RNA from Struthio camelus australis, 2579 nucleotides. The record is from RefSeq and is a predicted model, not a curated record. Lineage: Eukaryota; Metazoa; Chordata; Aves; Struthioniformes; Struthionidae.
GAGACGAAGGGCAGAGUGGAGAUGGGCAGCAGACCGUGCAGCCAUCGUCAGUCGUUGGAAUUGGCUCCAAGCCCACGUCUCAGACCUGGAAUACCGAAUCCGGCAGCAAACGGAUAUUUACAAGCAGAUUAGAGCCAAUAAGGGGCUGAUAGUUCUUGGUGAAGCAUCACCACCUGAUCCUGCGGUAGAUGAUGCAUCCCGUCCCGUUAGUACUGAAGUUAAGCUGGAGCCUGGGGCUGACCGGCUGAGUGUUUCUGGAUCCCAGCCACUAGAGAACCUGGGUGUUUCUGCUGCAAAUACGCCUGAAUCCCAUCCUGCCAAGCCCUGUGGAGCACCAAGACCCGUCAAUGGAGUUAUUAACACGCUUCAGCCUGGCCUGGCAGAACAUGCUCAGGGAGAUGGCCCAGAAGCUGAGGAGCUCUUGCAUAAAAAGCAACGACUGAACAUGGUUUCCUCAUCUUCUGAUGGAACAUGUGUAGCAGCUCGCACUCGCCCAGUACUGAGCUGUAAGAAGCGGCGGCUUGUCCGACCUAGCAGCAUUAUGCCCCUUUCCAAAAAGAUCCAUCGUAAUAGCCUGGCACGGUGUAGCUGUGACGUGAACCCUUCGUGUGCUCUUUGUGGCUCUCGAAGCUCGACGACUCUGGAAAUCCAGUAUGAUGCCCCUUUGCUGGAGCGCCUCUCCCAGCUGGACUCAUGUAUUCAUCCUGUUCUAGCAUUCCCUGAUGAUGUACCAACAAGCCUCCACUUCCAGAGCAUGCUGAAAUCUCAGUGGCAGAACAAACCCUAUGAGAAAAUUAAACCUCCCAAAAAGCUCUCGCUCAAGCACAGAGCCCCCAUGCCUACCAGCAGCCUGUCUGACCCUGCUCGCAAGGACCGCCACAAGCUGGUGAAUUCGUUCUUCACUGCAGCCAAGCGCUCACAUCAAAAAAUCCAACCAGACAAGGCACACAGGCCGCCCUUAGACGAUUUUACGGCCGUGUCCAAGGCCGAGAGAGCGCCAGAGCGCUCACUUGUCCAGCCUCCUGCCUAUGACAAAAAGCGAUUGCGAGACUGCUCAUCUGAGAGGAGUGAAGUGUUGAAGCACCACACAGACGUCGGUGGCCCAAGCUACUUGUCAGCAGCUGUGACCCCCACACCUCAUAGCCCUAUAGCACGCCAGCUGUCCACCUCCUCAGAAAGCUCUGCUCCUGCCAGUACAAGUUCACAGGGCGCCUCCAACACAGCUCAGCCAAGGAGGAGGAGAGGAGAAAGUUCAUUUGAUAUCAAUAACAUCGUCAUCCCGAUGUCUGUUGCUGCAACAACUCGUGUAGAGAAACUGCAGUAUAAAGAGAUCCUCACACCCAGCUGGCGUGAGGUGGAUAUUGGUGCUCUGAAAGCGAACUCUGAUGAAGACAGUGAGGAGAUUGAGGACUUGUCUGAUUCGGCCUUCACUGCUCGACAUGGCAAGUGCGAAGAGAUGGAGCGGGCUAGGUGGCUUUGGAGCACGAGCAUGCCGCCCCAGCGGCGGGGCAGCAGGUCUUACAGAUCGACAGACGGACGGACGACCCCUCAGCUGGGGAACCCCUCGACUCCCCAGCCAGCAUCCCCUGACGUGGGCAACUGCCACUCCCACUCGGAGCUGUCCCACACCCACUCACCGCGCAGUCCCAUCAGCCCCGAACUGCUCUCUGCCCCCCUCACUCCCUUGUCCCGUGACUCCAUGCGGCUUCUGUCCAGCGAGGACACCCGUUGCUCCACGCCCGAGGCCGGCCUUGAUGAGCAGGCUGUACAGCCCUGGGAGCGACGCACCUUCCCGCUGUCGUACGAUCCCAGGACAGAGUGCGAGGACCAAUCUGACCCCCAAGACCGGUCGUCGCGCUGCACCCGGCGCACGUCAGGCAGCAAAUCCUCCCGGGAGACCGACGGCACUUCUGCUUUGCCCGCCGUGGCCAGCCUCAAGAGCCGGAACCCCCUGGCGGCCCCCUCUUCCUCUUCCUCCGCAGCAGUUCAGCGGCCAGCGCACAGAUAGAGACGUACGGGAAGACAGGAGCAAAACCAACAUACAGAACUAACUCUUGGCAUUAAAGCUUCCAAAAUCUGCGUUUGAUAUUCAAACAUCCUGCCGGGAAUUUUCACAGUUUUUAGUGAAUUUAAGGAGUUUAGAAACUGUUUUUUGUUUUUGUUUUUUUCCAUGUUUCCUUGUCACACGAAAUGAGAGCCCCCAGAUUCCUCCCAGCGGAGUGAAGCCUUGGGAGGGGAGCAGCCCACCAGGCCCCCUCCCUCUUCUCCUCCCCUCCCCUCUUAGGUGUAUAAAACUAGAGCACAGGAUUUAGCUGACUAGCAGACUUCGGGGAUAGUUUUUCUCAAGCAAAAGGGUGUCUUUUUCUCUUAACCCUCUCCCCCCUCCCUGAAAGGUUUUAGUGGAGUGAAAUUAGUGGUGAAAAGUGAUGUCUUGGGAUUGCAACCUUCACUAGCUGUCUGUCUGUCCUCACAUGCAGAGGGCCCACCCUGCACUGCCACCCUCCGGCGUUUUCCUUCCCUAGGUUGUAGUUCCAGGUGUCCCGAGGGGUGACUGCCCCGCCGCUGUCCCCCCCGCCCCC